AUGGCAUCUACUAUCACAGGUGGGCUGGUAGACAACAUUGGAACAAUCGUACCAUCUCUGCACUUAGGGAACAAGGCUACACAACACAAGUUCGUUGUUGCACGCAACAUCACUCAUUCAGUUGUCCUUGGAUGGGACUUUAUUGACAGCCAGAAUGCCUGCAUAUCGCCAACAUCGUUCAACAUGCCUGGAAGUGUUAUUCCCUUCAUCGAUCGUCAGCAAUACCAAGCCCCGCUGAAAUGUAAAGUUUCUCUUGUUGGACAAGCUCGGAUUCCCCCAAGCUGCGAAACUCACGUCCAGGGAAGAUUGUCGUCGCCACAGUUCGACAUCGUACCAAGAGACUAUGAUGGCUACUUUGAACCUACAUUGCAAGAUCACAUUCCUGUUAUCGGUGCCAGAUCUCUGUUCAAGCCUCAAGAUGGUCUUAUUCUAGUACGCCUCAUUAAUCCCUCUGACGAAGCAGUCGAUCUACCUGCAGACACCUGCCUUGGUCAAUUCUUCUCCAUUACUGGGGAUACCGAAGAGGAAUACAAGAUCAUGAGCGUAACUACUGACGCUGAUCCACAAGUGACAGACAAGUCACCAGUUGCUGGUGUUCUCCCUUCUUCAGAACUCACGAGGACAGAGUACGAGAAAGCUGAACAUCUUCUUCAAACCUACAGUGAUAUUUUCAGCACGACGUCUCAGGAUAUUGGUCAGACCGACAUUAUUCAUCACCACAUUGACACCACCACAGCUACUCCAAUACGACAGAGGGCGUAUCGAACUUCACCAGCAAUGAGAGUGGAAAUUCAGGAGCAAGUGGACGAACUUCUGCAAAGAGGCAUCAUUGAAGAGAGCUUCAGCCCAUGGGCGAGCCCAAUCGUCAUGGUGAAGAAGAAGGACAACACAUACAGAUUUUGCGUGGAUUACAGAAAACUCAAUGCAGUAACUGUUAGAGAUUCUCACCCUAUUCCACGGCAAGAUGAUUCAAUUGACUCCCUUUCUUCAUCAGCAUAUUUCAGCGUCAUGGACUUAUCAAGUGGAUAUUGGCAGGUCAAGCUCGAUCCCCAAGAUACAGAGAAGACUGCUUUUACCACAGGCACAGGGCUUUACCAGUUCACUGUCAUGCCAUUCGGACUGGUCAACGCUCCCAUGACAUUUCAGCGUCUCAUGGAAGCCGUUCUACAUGGCCUCCACUGGUCUACAUGCCUUGUAUACCUUGAUGACUGCAUAGUCAUGGGCAAGGACUUCGAUGAUCAUUGCAAGAACCUCCAAGAAGUAUUUCAACGAUUCAGAGACGCUGGACUCAAACUCAAACCCUCAAAGUGUGGCUUUUUCAAGAAAGAAGUUACGUAUCUUGGCCACAUAAUCAACACCGAAGGAGUGAAACCUGACCCAAACAACGUUGAGAAAGUCAAGUCCUGGCCUCAGCCGAGGACACCGACUGAUGUCCGAUCCUUCCUUGGCCUGGCAUCUUUCUACCGACGUUUUGUGCCAAGUUUCUCUAAGAUUGCAACUCCCUUGUCGACCCUUACACAAAAAGGUCAACAGUUUGUAUGGACAGCAGAGUGUGAAAAUGCUUUUCAACAUCUGAAAGAAGCUCUAACCAAUCCACCUCUCCUCGCCUAUCCAGACUUUGAAAAGGAGUUCAUCCUAUCUUCGGAUGCAUCCCUUCAUGCAGUUGGUGCUGUCCUCUCACAGACUCAAGAUGGUAAAGAACGUGUAAUCUCCUACUUCAGCCAAACUCUCAGCGCUACGCAGAAGAAAUGGUCUACCUAUGAUCGAGAGCUCUGGGCAAUUGUUACAGCUGUUCGCCAUUUUCGUCAUUAUCUGAGACACCAACACUUCACUAUCCUGACAGACCACAAACCUCUUUUGGCUCUCAGGAAGUUCCCAAUUCAAGACGAUGCAACUGGGAAGAGGACACGAUGGAUAUUGGAACUCAAUUCCUACACGUUCAGCCUUAUUCACAAGAAAGGACAAUCACACAGAAAUGCAGAUGCAUUAUCUAGACGCCCGAGUCAAGAGAGCCAAGUCACUCCAAGAUUGACGGAUCAGCUACUCAAGCACAUGGUGACCAAUCCACUGUGUAAUGCAGUCGAGACUCGUUCAUCAAGAUCACGACUAUCAACAGACGCAUCUACUCCCAAUGAUUCAACGAGGCAGUCUGCACCAAACGUCCUUCAUCCUUAUCGUGGUGUAAUCCUUGACAGUGAUGUAGAUGUUCAACAUGAACAGCAACUAGAUCAAGACAUCAGUACAGUCAUCGAAUGCGUCAACAAUGGUGAGCGGCCAACCAUUCGACAGAUCCGUAGACACAACCCCCGAGUUAGACGUCUCUUGUGGCAGUAUCCCAAAUUCAUCCUGCAAGACGGUAUACUCUACAGGAAGAAGAAAGACAAGCUUGGUAAUCUCUCAUUCCAACUUGUCGUACCAAACUCCCUCAUUCCAAGGGUACUCCAAGAGUUACACGGUGACCCAUCAUCCGGACAUUUCGGCGCUCAUCGCACAAUACAGAGAGCAGAGUCAAUGUGCUAUUGGCCCUUCAUGAACAAGGAAAUCACUGAUUUCUGCAACACAUGCACAGCUUGCGAGUCCUUCCGGUUACCAACCCCUAAGCAUCAAGCACCCUUACGUCCCAUUACCACUACUCGCCCUUUGGAGAUGGUUUUUGCCGACAUUGCUGAGCUUCCAAGUUCAAGACGAGGAUUUCGCUAUAUACUCGUUGUGACUGAUCAUUUCAGCAAAUAUGUCAAUAUCUUCCCAAUGAAAGAUCAGACUGCUCCAACCAUCGCCAAACAUUUGUUCGAAGAAUAUGUGAAAGAACAUGGUAUUCCAGAGACUUUGCACACCGACCAAGGUCGACAGUUCGAGUCCAGAUUAGUGCAAGAACUAUGCAGCAAAUUGGGCAUCAAAAAGUCUAGAUCGACACCCUAUCAUCCCCAAGGAGCUGGCAUAGUCGAACGAUGUAAUCGCACCAUCAAAGAUCAACUUGCGAAGUACAUUUCUCAUCAAGGAGGAGAAUGGGACACUCACAUCAAUCAAGUCCAGUUAGCGUACAACACAAGUACUCACGCCUCAACAGGUUUGACGCCAUACUACAUCAUGCAUGGCAGGGAAGCCCGUACACCUGCGAACAUCACCUGUUCAACUCCCCCUCCAUCGUCAUCUGGCAAGACACUCCUCGAAUACACAACCAACCUGUCUGAGCGAUUGAGAAAAGCAUGGGAGUACACCAUACAGAAUACACGACAGCAACAGCAACAACAGAAACAACAGUAUGAUGUGAAGAAACGCAUUUCAAAGUAUGACACAGGUGACUUUGUUUGGUUACAUGACCCAACCAACAUCAGGAACAAACUUGAACCAAACUGGAAAGGUCCUUUCAGAGUAUCUUCCUCAUCAGAUGAUGGACUAAAUUAUGACAUAGUUCAUGUCCAUGAUGAAAAGUUCAAGCGACGGGUCCAUCAUAAUCGUUUGAAACCGCAUCGAGCUAGAGCCCCACAAGUGAUGUCAACUCCACCAUCCCCACCAACCCCACAGCCUACGUCAAUACAUGGGACUGAGAGGACAACGACACAGUACCCACCAGGUCCCCCAGCAGAAGACGAGACUAGGAGAAAGGUGCAGUCAAAUCAACCUACUAGCCAUGGACCAGCCUACAUCACGUGGUCAUCUCGACCACCAGAUCGCAUCCUCCAUCACGAGCAGUCGAACCAUGACCGACCAUCACGGUCAAGUUUGUCUGUUCGGCAACAAGCCUCAAACCAGCAAACCAGUUCAACAGAACGCAUCCUCCAUCACCGACAGUCAGACCAUGACCAAACAUCACGGUCAAGUUUGUCUGUUCGGCAACAAGCAUCAAACCAGCCAACCAAUUCUAGCCACCAAUCCAGGCUAAUUGACUCAGCCCCACCUCAGCAACAACCUAGGCCAUCCCUGCCGACUACCCAAACCCAACAUCAGCUGUCCUCGCCGACUCACCUGCCAGGGUAUGUAGGUGACUUUGACAAGCUCAAGGCCAAGGGUGCAGAGGUCAUCGCCUGCGUGGCCGUCAACGACCCUUUUGUAAUGGCUGCAUGGGGGAAGGCACAUGAAGCCGACGGCAAGGUCAGAAUGCUAGCUGAUCUACAUGGGGAGUUUACAAAGGCGGUUGAUAUGGUCCUCGAUGCUACUCCAUUCCUUGGAAACAAACGAUCAAAGAGAUAUUCCCUCGUUAUCAAGGACGGAAAUGUGGUAGCAGUCAAUGAAGAACCAGAUGGUACCGGUUUGACCUGCAGUCUGGCCGACAAUGUGCUCAAGCAACUGUGACAGAUGAAAACCGGAUCAGUCCAUUCUAAAAUGUAGAGUAGGUCAGGUUUAAUCCACAGAUUAAUGGAGCAC
Strongylocentrotus purpuratus (purple sea urchin) is the source of this 4365-nucleotide messenger RNA. Its product is annotated as retrovirus-related Pol polyprotein from transposon 412. The transcript is spliced from 5 exons. Bases 1 to 4293 code for a protein of 1430 amino acids. Lineage: Eukaryota; Metazoa; Echinodermata; Echinoidea; Camarodonta; Strongylocentrotidae. Gene Ontology annotation, molecular function: thioredoxin peroxidase activity; nucleic acid binding. The record is from RefSeq and is a predicted model, not a curated record. Gene Ontology annotation, biological process: DNA integration; cellular response to oxidative stress.